AUCGAGUCUGUCUUCUCACAACACCUCGCACGGCAUGUCGCAAACGAAACGAAAGGCCGUCGCAGACGAUCGGCCUAAUAAGAAAGCGAGAGCCUCGACCAACGACUCUCCCCGACAACAUGCGAAGCCACCAAAAGCUUCAGAGAAGGAGUCUGGUGAACGACGAGCUGUGUCCAAGUCUUUGCUGCAACAGGAAGAGCGAGCCUUUCCCCGAGGAGGUGCCAGCGUCCUUACGCCGUUGGAUCAUAAACAAAUCAAGGCGCAGGCCGAACGAGACGUCUUAUUCGAACAAAAUACUGGCGCGUCGCUGGGCGAAGAGGAGGAAAAUGCCGGCGCUGUGAGGCAUGCGAAGAAGCCAAAGAGAUCGAAAUCCAACAAAUACGAGGAUGGCAAAGUCGAAAAGCCGAGCAUCAAAAUCCACGGCCUCACAAGCAAGAAUGUCGUGAUUGGAAGCAUGGUGUUAGGCUGCGUGACGGCCAUCUCGGAUCGAGAUGUUUCACUUGCUCUGGCGAACAACCUGACCGGCUACAUUCCCAUUACUGCCAUCUCUCAGCGCUUGACCGAGCGUAUUGAGAAACUCGCACAAGAUGAAUCCGACGAAGCUGCCGCGGAUCAAGAUGUAAACCUCAAAGGUCUCUUCUACGUGGGUCAGUGGCUCCGCGCCACGGUGACUGCAACAACUUCCGAGUCAGAGAGUACCGACGGCAAGAAAAAGCAUCACAUUGAAUUGAGCGUGGAUCCCAGACAAACGAAUAGCGAUCUCGGUUCGGACGGUGCGGUCCUGAAUAGCAUGGUGCAAGCUUCGGUUCGAAGUAUUGAAGACCACGGCCUCGUCAUGGACAUAGGAUUGUCGGAUGCGGACGUCAAGGGCUUCGUCAGCAACAAGGAAGUGGCCACUACUUAUGAACCCAGCCAAGUGCAAGAAGGUCAGGUCAUGAUGUGUUUGGUCAUUGGCAAGAGCAGCAACGGCAAGGUCCUGACCCUUUCCCCCGAUGCCUCUCGAUUUUCGAUCCUUGCCGCAGGGAAUGACAAAGACCUGGCGAUCGUAUCAGUCGCUCCCACCGUCGACACAUUCCAGCCUGGAGUGGCUGCCAAUGUCCUCAUCACGGAAUCCGGUCCCGGAGGCGUUGCUGGAAAAAUCAUCGGCAUGCUGGACGUGACUGCAGACCUGGUUCACACAGGGACUUCGCACAACAACGGGAGUGCCGCGCAAAAGUUCAAGAUUGGCUCGAAAGUCAAAGGCAGAAUCAUUUGGACUGUUCCCACGGACGACGGUGGUCGUCGUGUGGGCAUCUCGUUCCUCGACCAUAUGCUCGUCCUUCCACCAAUCCCUUCGAGAUUACCCAAGGCUGCGAGCGCCAAAUCAAAGACUCUGGCCGACGAUCUCCAACAGCGUGCACCCCUCUCGUCGAUCAUUGAAAGCGCCAAAGUCACCCACAUCCUUCCAGAACGUGGGCUAUUCUUUUCGAUGUCCGGACCGUCAGAAUCCUCGCUAUUGGCCUUUGCACAUAUCUCGCAAAUCACAGACAACCGCAUUGAUCGGCUAGAUUCCGCCUCCGGCCCGUAUAGAAUGGAUUCGUUACACAAGGUCCGGAUCUUAUCAUACGAUCCUGUCGACAAUUUGUACUAUGUUGCGCUCAAGAAGUCCAUCAUGGAUCAACCCUUCUUACGCGUUGAAGAUCUCACGGUCGGCGGCGCUGUCAGAGGCACCAUCGAACGACUCGUGCUCGGUGCAAAGGGCGUCAACGGCGUUCUGGUCAAGAUCAGUGACAGCAUCAACGGUCUCGUUCCGGACACGCAUCUUAGUGAUGUCCAACUGCAACAUCCUGAACGCAAAUUUAAAGAAGGCCACCCAGUAAAGGCGAGAGUUCUCAGCGUUGACCUAGACAGGCGGUAUGUUCGGCUCACGCUGAAGAGGUCACUGGUCAAUGAAGAUGAGAUGCCUUCUAUUUGGCAAGACUAUGCCAAGCUACAGCCGGGUAUGGAGGGCAAAGGAACGAUUGUGAGUCUUUUGCGCACUGGCGCCGCCGUUCAAUUCUUCGGCAAUGUUCGAGCGUGGCUUCCGGUCGCAGAGAUGAGCGAGACGUACAUUGAAAGUGUGGAGAAACACUUCAGACUCGGACAGACUGUCAAUGUCAGAAUCCUGUCUAUCGACGCAGCCGCGCAGGAGAUGAAGGUCUCUUGCAAGAGCUCGACCAGUUUCGACGAAAAGCAACAAGGAGCGUGGGACACCGCAUCUGCAGGAGAGCUCCUUUCUGGUGUUGUGUCGGCCAAGAGCGCUCAGGACGUCACUGUGGACUUGGAGAAUGGCUUACGAGGCCUUCUCCGGAUCGGCCACCUCACAGAUACACCGGGGGAGAAGACCCAGAAGGCUCUUGACAAGAUCCACGUCGGGAAGAAGUUAUCUAAACUCGUUGUCCUGGACAAGCUUGAGCGCAGCCACACUUUACUGCUCUCGAAGAAGGCCAGUUUGAUCGAAGACGCCGCCGCAGGAUCCCUUGUGCAAUCUCUGGAUGACUUGGAGGAGCGUAGAUCCGUCCGCGGCUUCGUUCACAACGUUGCAGAACCUGGUGUCUACGUCGAGUUCGCGAAGGGCCUUGUAGGUCUCAUGCCGAAAAGCCAGUUGGCGCCCGGGAUGCUCACACAGCCUUCUUUGGGCGUGGAGAAAGACCAGAGCAUUACCGCCUGGGUUUUGAGCAUAGAUCUAGCCAGAGAAAGAUUUGCUCUAAGCAUGCGAAAGCCGGAGGAGCACCCUUCGAAACCGGUGCAAGUUACAUCAGCUUUCAGCGCUUCGGUGUCUAACGCAAUCGACGAAUCCAUCACGUCAAUGUCAGAUCUUGCGGUUGGAACAAUCACCAAAGCACGCAUCGCUUCGGUCAAACCCACACAACUCAACGUCCGCCUCGCAGACAACGUGCAAGGUCGCAUUGACGUGAGCGAAUUCUUCGAUACCUGGGACGACAUCAGCAACAAGAAGGCUCCUCUACAAAGACUGGAGCCAAACGCGUUGAUCGACGUAAAGGUACUCGGAAUGCACGAUGCAAGAAAUCAUCGGUUCCUUCCCAUCAGCCAUCGACAGAGCAGUAUUCCCGUCUUCGAGCUGUCCGCAAAGAGAAGCCGCAUUGAGGAUGGGGACGAAAGCCACCUGGCGAUGGAUUCGAUUAAGAUCGGCUCUGCCCAGCUCGCAUUUGUGAACAAUCAUGCUCACAACUGCAUAUGGGUCAGUUUGUCGCCAAACGUGCGAGGACGUGUGGCUCUCAUGGACCUGUCAAGCGAUGUCGGGCAGCUGCAAAACCUGCCAAAAUACUUCCCGAUUGGCUCUGCUAUCCGCACAACUGUCAAAUCAAUUGACGCAGCGGCGGGAAGACUGGACCUUGUCGUCAACUCAGACGCCUCUGACGAGCCAGUGACAAUGGAAUCGCUGUCCGCCGGAAUGGUUAUGGCUGGACGGGUCACGAAGAUCAGCGAGCGCUCCAUCAAUGUUCAGCUGUCAGACAACGUGGUUGGCGUUGUAUCCCUCGUUGAGCUGAGUGAUGACUACGAUCAGCUCAACCUCCAGCAGCAUCAAAAGAACGACAUUGUAAGGGUAUGCGUGCUGGACGUGGACAUUCCCAACAAGAAAGUCUACCUGAGUCUCCGUCCGUCGAGAGUCCUCAGCUCGAGUCUGCCCGUCCAGGACAAACAGAUCACGAGCGGCUCCCAGCUUAAGGCCGGUGAUUUGGUGCGAGGCUUCGUCAAGCAUGUCGGGGACAAAGGGCUGCAUGUUUCAUUGGGCGCCCGAUUUGACGGCUUCGUCCGCAUUUCGGAUGUCAGUGACAAGUAUGUCAAAGACUGGAAGAGCCUUAUGGAAAUCGAUCAGCUCGUCAAGGGACGUGUCAUUUCCGUCGACACUGACGGCAAAUCCGCUCUGCUAAGUCUGAAAGAAUCGCACGUUGAUCGCAACUACACGCCUCCGCUCAAGAUCAAUGACCUCGCAAUUGGCAUGAUUGUAACGGGGAAGGUUCGGAAGGUUGAGGAUUUUGGCGCGUUUGUCGAUAUCGACAAUACUCAGCCCCGGUUGUCGGGUUUGUGCCACAGGAGUGAAGUCGCCGCGAAGAGGAUCGAGGACGUGAGGAAGCUCUACUCUGCCGGCGAUGUUGUCAAAGCGAAGAUUCUGGAUGUUGAUGUCGAUGCGAGGAAAAUCAGUCUUGGUUUGAAGGCCAGCUAUUUCGCUGACGAUGUGGACGAAGAUGAAGACGAUGAUGAAGGAGGAGUGGAGGUCGACGAGGACGAGGACGAUGAUGAGGACGAAUUCGAGGAGUUCGAAGAUGAUGCUGGGAGUGAAGACAACGAUGUCGAUAUUAAUGGCGGCGCCAACAUUACUGACAUCUUUGCAACGGACGAGGAUGCCGGAGAAGCGUUCGACGAUUCGGAAGGAGAAGAGAUGGAGGUUGACCACGCUGCACCCACCGCCGGUCUCAAGACAUCUGGAUUCGACUGGACAGGUGACACGCUAGGAUCUGCUAUCGAGGCACCAGUGUCUGAUUCGGAGCCGGAUGCACCUGAAGCAAAGAAGAAGAGGAAGCGCAAGCCGGAAAUCAAAGUCGAUUUGACAGGCGACUUGGACAAGUAUGGCCCACGCAGCGUCAGCGACUUUGAGCGACAACUGCUCGGACAGCCGAACGAUUCUGGCCUGUGGAUUCAAUACAUGGCUUUCCAGCUUCAAUUGGCCGAGGUGCAGAAGGCUCGCGACAUUGCCGAGCGUGCUCUUCGGACCAUUCAUAUCCGCGAGACCGAGGAGAAGGGCAAUGUCUGGAUCGCCUGGCUCAAUCUGGAAGUCGAGUACGGCGACGAUGAGCAGGCCGAGGACGUCUUCAAGCGUGCUGCGGGAAUGCAAGAUGCGUUGGAAAUGCACGAGAAGCUGGCGUCCAUCUACAUUGACUCCGGGAAGCACGACAAAGCAGACGCCAUGUUCGAGCGGAUCGCAGGCAACAAGACUUUCCGAGCCAGCCCGGAAGUAUGGCUCAACUACGCCACCUUCCUGCUGGACACGAUCAAGGAGCCAGCACGGGCGCGCUCGCUUCUUUCGAGAGCCUUGCAAUCCGUCCCGAUCGGCGAGCACCGCUUACUCACUGCCAAAUUCGCCGCGCUCGAGUUCCACUCUUCCCAAGGCGAUGCGGAACGUGGACGGACGAUCUUCGAAGGGCUCGUCGCCGAGUGGCCGAAAUGGACGUCGGGGUGGGACAUGUUCCUUGAUCUGGAACGCGCCAGACUGCCGCAUGCGGUCAGUAAGGAAGCGAAGAGUGAAGCUCGGCAAAAGGUGCGGGCCUUGUUUGAGCGUAUGGCCGGCCAGAAGAUGAAGAAGCGACGGGCCAAGUUUGUGUUCAAGCGAUGGCUGGAGUUUGAGGAGGCGGAGGGGAGUGGUAAGACGGUCGAGAGGGUGAAGGCGUUGGCGAAGGAGUAUGUCGAGGCGCAGAAGGCUAAGAGUGGCGGAGAUGAUGACACGGAGGAGUAGAUGUGCGUAGCUGCCGCUUUCGGAGAGUGAAGUGGACCUGCAUCUCCAGCCUUGCGCGGGUUGGUUCUCUCUUUUCUCCUUCUAAUCGUCGCGGGGCAAUGCAAUAGCUCGACGUGUCAACCAUGGUCCUGCCGGAAACUGGAGGCAUUAUAGUUGCAGGCGAGGUUGGUGGAAUUAGUAAAUUGUCGCCAAACGCAGUACACCCCAACAUACUGAGUAUGUCGCGUGGUGGUAUCCUGAGUCAGCGGAAGCGAGGUGCAGAUCUCUUUGUCGUAAAACCGGCGAGUCUGGUUGUAUGUCUG
Messenger RNA from Neohortaea acidophila, 5796 nucleotides. RefSeq lists its product as uncharacterized. The coding region runs from base 35 to 5494 and encodes 1819 amino acids. NCBI's taxonomy places the organism in Eukaryota, Fungi, Ascomycota, Dothideomycetes, Mycosphaerellales, Teratosphaeriaceae. Gene Ontology annotation, cellular component: small-subunit processome; nucleolus. Gene Ontology annotation, molecular function: RNA binding; protein binding. Gene Ontology annotation, biological process: rRNA processing. The record is from RefSeq and is a predicted model, not a curated record. The transcript has a single exon.